UAUCAAUCUCAGUUGACAAGAGACACUUAUCACUUAUCAUUUCGUGAAAUUGACUUGUUAAUUUGACUUUGUAAAUUGGCAAAAAUGACUGUAAAAUCGCGGAUUAUCGUAUUCACCGCUGUCGUCUGCCUGACAUACGCAGCUGCUCAAAAUGAUGACUUACUGGCUGCGCUAACUGAGAAAAUAGAAACUUUAGAGAAACAAGCGCGAGACGAUCGACAUACGUUUCAGACCCAAUUAGCAAAACAAGCAGCUAGGAUUUCCCAGCUUGAACUGCAGCUUUCGGCAUAUCAAAAGAACUUCGACGAGGAACAAGUGCCCGUGGAAAGAAAGGAACCUAAGCAAUCAACACAGAAUGGUCAAUUGAAAAGUUCACUUUCACAUAAAGGUAUCAGGCGUCAAAUUGGUGGAGGUUAUGGGGUCGCCUUCACCGCCUACAUGUCCAAGCACGCUUCCGGGUUAGGACAUCAAGAUACCAUCCCUUUCGACAGUCUCAUUCUGAACGAAGGUCAAGGUUUCAAUACCAACAGUCACACAUUCACCUGUCCUGUGUCAGGAGUUUACACAUUCCAAACCGCUUUGUUAUCCCAGCUGCGGACUAUCGCUAUAACCGAAAUAGUGAAAGAGGGGGUUUCGCUAGUCCAGGCUCAUGCAGAGCCCGGAUCCACAGAUGGAUAUGACCAAGGCUUCAACUCAGUAGUCACCACUUGCAAUAAGGGUGAAAAUGUCUGGGUUCGAAACUAUAAACAUUUUGGAACUGCUGUUUACAGUGCCCGAUACACAACAUUCACUGGUUUCCUUCUGUGGGAAGUUGAAAAUGUUAACUCGGGUAUAGUUGGUUAAAUAUUAAUAGUGUACAGGCAGCUGUAAUACAAGAAAAUAAAGCAUGAUAAAAUA
Mercenaria mercenaria is the source of this 897-nucleotide messenger RNA. Its product is annotated as caprin-2-like. The coding region runs from base 85 to 843 and encodes 252 amino acids. The record is from RefSeq and is a predicted model, not a curated record. The transcript has 2 exons. Gene Ontology annotation, molecular function: protein binding. Lineage: Eukaryota; Metazoa; Mollusca; Bivalvia; Venerida; Veneridae.